This is a messenger RNA of Photinus pyralis (common eastern firefly), 1987 nucleotides long. RefSeq names its product acetylcholine receptor subunit alpha-like 1 (gene nAChRalpha1). The coding region runs from base 127 to 1803 and encodes 558 amino acids. Gene Ontology annotation, molecular function: transmembrane signaling receptor activity; acetylcholine-gated monoatomic cation-selective channel activity. The record is from RefSeq and is a predicted model, not a curated record. Gene Ontology annotation, cellular component: postsynaptic membrane; neuron projection; synapse. NCBI's taxonomy places the organism in Eukaryota, Metazoa, Arthropoda, Insecta, Coleoptera, Lampyridae. Gene Ontology annotation, biological process: nervous system process; regulation of membrane potential; signal transduction. The transcript is spliced from 7 exons.
CGUCUUCGAGUAACGUUACUUAUUUCGGUGAAAUCUAAUUCCGUCUAAUAUCUAUUGCCAGUUUUAUUAAUUGGAACGAACGAGUCCUCUGUUAUGUGCUUGCUUUAUGCUGUGAUUGUGAACUAGAUGCCAGGAUUUCGCACAAUGGAAUUAGUGAUUGCAUGCAUAAUGUUGGGAGGAUUUGGACUACCGGCUGUUUUUGGAAAUCCUGACGCAAAACGUUUGUACGACGACCUUCUAUCAAACUACAACCGCCUCAUACGACCCGUUGGCAAUAAUUCGGACCGUCUAACUGUUAAAAUGGGAUUAAGGCUUUCGCAACUUAUAGACGUUAAUCUCAAAAAUCAGAUAAUGACGACAAACGUUUGGGUACUGCAGGAAUGGAACGAUUACAAGCUAAAGUGGAAUCCUGACGAUUACGGGGGGGUUGAGACAUUACACGUGCCCUCUGAACAUAUCUGGCUGCCAGACAUCGUCCUUUACAAUAAUGCCGAUGGCAAUUACGAAGUAACCAUUAUGACUAAAGCAAUUUUACACCACACCGGAAAAGUCGUUUGGAAACCUCCUGCUAUUUAUAAGUCGUUCUGCGAAAUUGACGUCGAAUAUUUUCCGUUUGACGAACAAACUUGCUUUAUGAAAUUCGGUUCGUGGACGUACGAUGGUUACAUGGUUGACCUUCGACAUCUCUCUCAGGGCCAAGAUUCUGACAACAUAGAUGUAGGCAUAGACCUUCAAGAUUAUUACAUAUCAGUUGAGUGGCACAUAAUGCGUGUCCCCGCUGUACGCAAUGAAAAAUUCUACAGUUGCUGCGAGGAACCCUAUCCCGACAUAAUAUUCAAUAUAACGCUACGUCGAAAGACACUCUUUUACACAGUAAAUUUAAUAAUACCAUGCGUCGGUAUAUCUUUUCUAUCAGUUCUUGUGUUUUACUUACCGUCAGAUUCGGGUGAAAAAAUUUCACUGAGUAUUUCGAUUCUACUAUCUCUCACGGUGUUCUUCCUCUUAUUAGUGGAAAUUAUUCCACCGACUUCCAUAACUGUGCCUCUGUUAGGUCAAUAUUUGUUAUUUACCAUGUUACUCUGUACAUUAUCCGUAGUGACAACGAUCGCUGUGUUAAACGUUAACUUUAGAUCACCAGUAACGCAUAAAUUAGCACCGUGGGUACGUUAUUUUUUUAUCGGCAUCCUUCCGAAAUUCUUAUUUAUCGAGCGUCCCAAAAAGGACGACGACGAUAACAAAGGUGGGGAUAGUAUGCUUACGGACGUUAUCCACAUACCUGGAUCGGACAAGUUUAAAGCUUACGAUAAUAAUUCCUUCGGUGGAAGUUUUGAUCUGGGCAUACUUCCGCCGUCAAGAUUCGACGUUGCCGCCUCGGGAGGUAUAGGCCCGUGUUUUGGAGAGCCGCCGUUUCCCGCUAUGCCACUUUCUGGAGGUGACGACGAUCUCUAUAGCCCAGCUAGUUGUAGAAAAAAUACCUAUGAUGGUGCAAACGAGCCAAGUCCUAUUUUCGAAAAACUUGGAAUACACGAUAUUGAAAAAACCAUCGCCGAUUCAAGAUUUAUUGCUCAACACGUUAAAAACAAAGACACAUACGAAAAUGUAGAGGAAGACUGGAAGUAUGUCGCGAUGGUACUCGACCGUCUUUUUCUUUGGCUGUUCACCAUAGCUUGCGUAACCGGAACAGCGUUAAUCAUUUUUAAAGCACCGUCACUUUACGAUAACACAAGACCAAUCGACAUUCUCAUCUCAAAAGUCGCGAAAAAGAAAAUGGCACUACUCAAAAUGGAACCUGAGGAGCUAUAAAAUAGCUCACCAGCGACAUGUUGUUAUGUUUUAUUACUCCAUGCGAUAAUGACGAUAAUCAUUAAUAUAGAAUUGUUUUGUUAUAAUCAUGAGUAAUGAUACAAAAUGUUGACACUUGUUUCAUUUUUACUAAAAAUUGUAGUUUAAAUUUUUAUGUCUUUAAUCUAAUAACUGUUUUUCUAUA